Penicillium paradoxum is the source of this 813-nucleotide messenger RNA. Its product is annotated as SGNH/GDSL hydrolase family protein. The transcript has 2 exons. Bases 1 to 813 code for a protein of 270 amino acids. NCBI's taxonomy places the organism in Eukaryota, Fungi, Ascomycota, Eurotiomycetes, Eurotiales, Aspergillaceae. Gene Ontology annotation, molecular function: phosphatidylcholine lysophospholipase A1 activity. The record is from RefSeq and is a predicted model, not a curated record.
AUGCGACGACCAAUCCAGUUCGCUCCCUGGCCGAGAGUGACCGGCCGGUCACUCAGUUCCUACCUUUACUCCUUGCCGCUUCCCAGCACAAACCGUUACUUGUCUACCAUUGAGCCGCCUCGAUCGCCCUUUCAGUUUUCAGAAGAUGACCAUUUCUCCGCAUCCGCUUCCGAGGCUGCCUUGCGGUUAAUGCCCCUAGGCGGAUCAGCUACUCGCGGCGUUGGCUCCUCGGAUGGGACCGGCUAUAGGCAGCCGCUGUUGCAGAUGCUCCGGCUCGAUGGCAUCAAUGCUCGCAUGGUGGGAUCGCGAAAAGAUGGAUCCAUGCCUAACAAUAGCCACGAGGGCUGGCGCGGCUUCCGAAUCGACCAAAUCGAGCGCAAGGCUCGAAAAUCCGCGGCCAUGUUAUCCCCAAAUGUCUUCUUGGUUAACGCCGGCUCCAAUGAUUGCCUCCAGAAGUUCAAUAUUCCAGAGGCCGGUAACCGCGUGGGUGGUAUGCUCGAUUAUCUGUGGCUGGCUUCCCCUCAGUGCACUAUCCUCCUUUCUACUUUGAUUCCUAGUGCGGAUAAAGAGGUCGAUUCGCUAGUGAUGCGCGUUAACGACCAGUUCCGCGCUCUGGAGCAACAGAAGGCUACUGAGCAGAAAAAGAUCGUUCUGGUGGAUAUGCAUGCGUCGGAUGGACCUGAUGUUCAGGAUUUUGCCGAUGGUAUACAUCCCGAUGACAAGGGUUAUCAUAGGAUGGCGAGGUUAUGGUUCCUUGGUGUACAGGAAGCCCUCCAGAAGGGGUUUAUUGAUGGGUCGAAAUACAUGUUGUGA